Molecule: messenger RNA, 1927 nt
Organism: Humulus lupulus (European hop)
Lineage: Eukaryota; Viridiplantae; Streptophyta; Magnoliopsida; Rosales; Cannabaceae
Product: probable pectinesterase/pectinesterase inhibitor 41
Exons: 2
Coding region: 57-1745 (562 amino acids)
Biological process (GO): cell wall modification
Molecular function (GO): pectinesterase inhibitor activity; pectinesterase activity
Source: RefSeq, a predicted model, not a curated record
UCAUAAGUGUAAUCUCUGGUCCAAACAUAUCACGAGAGAGAUAUUUGAUCGUCAAGAUGGCUAAUUCCAAGCCAAUAAUACUGAUGAUCCCCAUUCUAUUCUUCUUCUUCUUCUUCGUUAGCUCAUCAGCCAUUAAUGCUACUCCAAAAAACAGUCCUACUACAGCUGAAACCAUAUGCAACUCUACUCCAUAUCCAUCUGACUGCAUAUCCAAUUUACCUCCACCUCAAAAACUUGGCAGCGUACGAGAUUUUUGUAUUCACUUUCUCCAUAAAUCCUUAACAACCACAGAGCAUUUCCUUUCACUUCUAAACACAUACCUAAACCGACGUCGUCCUGGUGGUCUUCUCACAACUCUACUGUCCCAACCUGUCAUUCGAGCCCUUCAAGAUUGUCACCUUCUCGCCGAGCUAAGCCUCGACACUUUAUCCAAAACAUACCAAACUCUCAACUUCACACACAGUCUAAACAGCUUGGAGUUAGCCGAAGAGUUUCAUACUUUUCUGAGCGCAGUUUUGACCAACACACAAACGUGUCUCGAAGGCCUUCAUGAGGUUGGAAACUCUCCACCGACCCUUACUAGAGUCCUCUCGAUCCCCCUCUCUGUUGGAACCAAGCUAUAUAGUAUAUCUCUAGCUCUUUUUAAGCACGGUUGGGUUGAUGAUGUUAAGUAUAAUCAACCAGCGAAGGCCAUAGUACGCGGCGGCCGCGGAAGAAGGCUGCCCCAGGUGGGUUUGGGAGGUGGCGUGGGCGGUGUUUUAGUGGGUGGCACUGUGGUGGUGAAUCAAAAUGGAACAGGCAACUUUAGUACCAUUAACGAGGCAGUGGCCGCCGCACCGAAUAGGACGGCUAAUAGUAACAUUACAUCCUACUUUGUAAUAUACGUGGCCGGUGGAGUUUACGAGGAGUAUGUUUCUAUACCAAGAAACAAACGCAAUUUGAUGUUAAUAGGGGAUGGUAUUGACCGGACUGUGAUUACUGGGAACAGAAGCGUAGUUGAUGGUUGGACCACAUAUAACUCGGCAACAUUUGCCGUAGCUGGCCAAGGAUUUGUGGCUAUAAACAUAACGUUCAGAAACACGGCGGGAGCUAUCAAGCACCAGGCGGUGGCAGUCCGAAACGGCGCAGACUUGUCCGCGUUUUACAGCUGCAGCUUCGAAGGGUACCAAGACACCUUAUACGCGCAUUCGCUCCGGCAAUUCUACCGAGACUGCGACAUUUACGGCACCAUUGAUUUCAUAUUCGGCAACGCCGCUGUUGUCUUGCAGAAUUGCAACAUUUAUCCGAGGCAGCCACUGCCGAGACAAUUCAACGCUAUUACUGCCCAAGGACGGAGCGACCCGAACCAGAACACGGGAACUUCGAUUCAGAAUUGCAAUAUAAGGGCUGCUCAAGACUUGUUCACGGCCAAUACUAAUACUAAUAGUAGCAUGAGAACUAGAACGUUCCUAGGGAGGCCGUGGAAGGAGUAUUCAACUACCGUGUUUAUGCAGUCAUACAUGGAUAACUUAAUUGACCCGGCUGGUUGGAGUGAAUGGUCCGGGAAUUUUUCGCUCAACACUCUGUAUUAUGCAGAGUUUAAUAAUACAGGGCCCGGAUCUAAUACCAGUAGUAGGGUUACAUGGCCAGGUUACCAUGUGCUAAGUACUUCGUUGGAUGUUGCUAACUUUACUUUGUCAAGUUUUAUUAUGGGAGAUUCUUGGUUGCCUACAACUGGGGUGCCUUACACCAAUGGAUUACUUUGAGUAAUUGAGUUUGCAGUGCUACUACUGCUAGUGUCUUUUUUUUUUUACUAAUGGUAUAUGUACUCAAAACUUACUAUAAAAUGAUAUGUUUUCUCAAAGAGACAUAUUAUGUAAGUAUAUAAUGGUGGAUUUAAAAUUUUGGUAUAAAUUUAAAGUGCAUACCAUUAUGGUUUUCUAUUUAA